Penicillium subrubescens is the source of this 1583-nucleotide messenger RNA. Its product is annotated as putative tetracycline transporter. Gene Ontology annotation, molecular function: transmembrane transporter activity. Gene Ontology annotation, biological process: transmembrane transport. Gene Ontology annotation, cellular component: brush border membrane. The transcript is spliced from 2 exons. The record is from RefSeq and is a predicted model, not a curated record. NCBI's taxonomy places the organism in Eukaryota, Fungi, Ascomycota, Eurotiomycetes, Eurotiales, Aspergillaceae. Bases 20 to 1357 code for a protein of 445 amino acids.
CACGGCGCCAGCUCACAUCAUGGCUAUCGCUGGCGCCCAACGAAAACAAGUCCUCAAGGUGUUGAUGAUCUCGCUCCUGCUGGACCUGAUCUCCUUCACAUUCAUCCUCCCCCUCUUCCCAUCCCUCCUCUCCUUCUACCGCGCCCAAGACCCCUCCCCCAACUCCCUCCUAAACCGCAUCUUCCACUACCUCAACGCCUACAAAAACGCCUUCGCCCGCCCCAUCGACUCACGCUAUGAUAUCGUCCUCCUCGGCGGAGCCCUCGGCUCUCUCUUCUCCCUCCUCCAAGCCUUCGCCGCACCCGUCAUCGGUCACCUCUCCGACCGCCAUGGUCGUCGUCGCGCCCUGUUAACCGCAAUGGUCGGGAAUAUCUGCAGCGUCGCGCUCUGGGUGUCUGCGACGGAUUUCCGCACGUUCCUGGCUAGUCGAGUCGUUGGCGGGCUGAGCGAGGCUAAUAUCCAAUUGGCCAAUGCGAUUGUCGCGGAUGUCACGGAUGAAACGCGUCGGGGCGCGUCGAUGGCGUUGGUCGGGGCAUGUUUUAGUAUUGCGUUUACGUUCGGGCCGAUGCUUGGUGCUGCGCUGAGUUCGGUGGAGAUUGUUGCGGCGAAUCCAUUUAUCACUGCCGCGCUGGUCUCGCUGGUUUUGAUCUUUGUUGAGACGGUUUAUCUGUGGGCUUGUUUGCCGGAGACGCAUCCGCGGUUUACAACGUUGAAGCAGGAGGAUGUCGCCGAGUCUGAUGGGAAAGGGAAGAAUGGGUCGAAGGGUGUCACGCCUCAAGGACAUACGAAUAGCCCGGCUCUCCUGAAUGCCGUCCACUUCCUCUUCCUCCUCCCAUUCUCGGGUCUGGAAUUCUCCCUCCCCUUCUUGACGGCGACACUUUAUGCUGGAACCACCACAGCCAGCCCGGCCGCUUUGAACGGCCGCCUCCUUUCCCUAAUGGGUCUGAUCGCGUCCCUCCUCCAGGGCACGCUCGUCCGCCGUCUGCCCCCACUCGUCACCGUCCGAGCUGGUGUCGUCGCCUGCACGCUAUCAUUCUUCUGUCUAGCACGCGUCUCCUCACCAUCGGGCCUCUACGCCGCAGGCGGCUUAUUAGCCGUGACGAGCGCUACCGUUGUCACCGGGCUGAAUAGUCUGGGCAGCUUUGAGGCUCGGGAUGCGGAUCGCGGGGCUGUGAUGGGUCGACUCCGUGGCUGGGGUCAGGCAGGACGUGCGGCUGGUCCGAUCCUGUUUUGUACGCUGUUUUGGUGGGCUGGGCGUGAGGCGGCUUAUACCGUUGGUGGGUUGGCUAUGUCUGUUGUUGCUGUAGCGGUGUUUGGGUUGUUGAAAUCGCCUGAUCUACAUGCUAAGACGGAGUAAAAGGGGAACUAUAACGGGAUGGCUUUAGAGCGCUCGUCGGUUCCCUACAGCUUUUCUAUCUUUAGAGGGUCGGUUUGGAAAACUUCUGGAAAGCAGCAGCUGGAUUAUGGUUGCUUGUUGUAUUUCUACUUGACUAAGGAUAUAUUGGAGUGAUUCAAUAUCCAUGCCUGCAGCAAUUUCAAUACAAACCUCGGCUUGCCUCGGUACAACCGCCAUUCCACCACAG